This is a messenger RNA of Thermochaetoides thermophila DSM 1495, 1728 nucleotides long. RefSeq lists its product as uncharacterized. The transcript has 3 exons. Lineage: Eukaryota; Fungi; Ascomycota; Sordariomycetes; Sordariales; Chaetomiaceae. The record is from RefSeq and is a predicted model, not a curated record. Bases 1 to 1728 code for a protein of 575 amino acids.
AUGGCCUCCGAUCGGGGUCCCAACGCGGAAAGUCCGCGAGUUGGCUCGGCCGCGCCGCAGCCUGUUGUAAACACUACCUUUGCCGCCGUCGCCGAUGCAUCUCGACAGAAGUCGCUCAAGCGCACACGUGAGACGACUCCACCAAUGCAAGAUGCUGAGUCUGGGGGAGACAUGUCGCCAUCCAAGAUCGCCCGGCUGGUCGGGUUUGCGAGACAGUCGCAUCCAUCUGACGCGCCCCGCGACGAGGCAAGCGGGCAGGACGAGGAGGCCCAGCAGCAACAACAACACCAGUACCAUCAGCCUGCCCCGCCGCAGCCACAGCCGCUGGGCCAGCUAGAACAUAGCGACGCCCAACCUGCGACGCAAAACGCGUUGAACGACCUCAUGGCCAGCGUUGCGACUGAGAUAAACAGCCGAUCCCAAGAAACACCUCCGGACGCGGGUCAAACCGACAUCGAAGCUGCGGCGGCUGCAGCUGCGAGAGCGCUCAGCUCUGUGGCUUUACCGGCACCAAGCCAUGUUGCCACGGAGGAGCUUCAAGACGUGAGCCCGCAAAGCGGCGCCAGCGGGCCUACCCUGGCAGACGGCGAUGGGCAAGUAGUUGAUAGCCCCGCGGCCAUGGAUAUCGACCAGCGCCACGACCAAAACGCAUAUCCGCCACAACCAGAAGCCCAGAUGGAGGAUGGCAACAAAACCGCACAUACACUCCACAAGUUGCAUACGGGCGAGAAACCCCAUGUCUGCCCGAAUUGCGACCGGAAGUUCGCCCGUGGAGACGCAUUAGCUCGACACAGCAAAGGAGCAGGCGGAUGCGCAGGCAGACGACAGACAUUGAGUCUCUUUGGGGCCCUCAAAGAGAGCUUUGAUGGUUCAAAUGCCGCGGCUACCGCACCGGCAGCCCCGCCAGCGGCGGCUGCUGGUCCGACAGAGGAUCCCGCAAUCUCUGGCGAAAUGUACGAUGGAAAUGCUGCAGCAGAUGGAACAGAAGACGAGCGGCGACGACUCAGCAUGAAGGCGCAACAUGUUGGUGGGCCGUCUGCGACAGAAGGGUACGGCGGCGCCCACGCAAAUUCGUAUACCACAGGCAACCAACGACCAGCCAUUGCUGGAGGGCUCUAUCCCCCAAAUACCGACCGCGGGUCCGCAAAUUCGAAUGCUGCGCCGAGCGUUCCCAACAACCACACGCCGCAUACAGGUGUUGCCUCCGUGCCUGUAAGCGUAAGCAGCACAUCCCUUUACCCUCAGCCCGGCAUGACCGAGAGUCCAAAGUCUCUUAGCCCCGCUGGUGUUCAGGUUAACGCCGCCACUGGACCACAGCGGGCAGCCGCUGAACAGCUUGCUCAUGGGCUGAACAAUAUCACUUCGCACGGCAACUCAGUUGUGGCCGACCAAGCUGCUGUUGGCGCAAGUCGCGGACGGGGUCGAUCGACAAGCGGCACCGCGGCGCCAUCGGGAGCAAGUGCAGAAGGCGAAGCUAACUAUGCAUCACCGGAUCUCAACCUCUGGGCGUAUUUUCAGCACCUCGAGAACAAGGUCAAGAACCUCACAAGCCAGUUGGAAGCGGAAAUCAGGAACAAGACACAGCUUCUGGAAAAGCUCGAUGCGCACGAGCAACAGAUCGCGAACUUGUCAUCCGAGGUUGCGAGACUUCGGCAGCAGGUUUUAGCUCCACAAAAUGAAAGCGACGCGACUGGCGAAGCAGCUGCAGCACCGGCACCCCAACAGUAG